AUGGCUCGCUCAAAGGACGAAUCGGCGCACGCGAAGACGCCUUCCAGCAAAACCAGCAAGAAAAAGCACGUCGAUGCGUCCGCACCCACUCGCCAUCGCCGCCCGUCAUAUUCCUCGCUGUCCUUCGCAGCCGGCGACCCGCCGCCAUCGCAACGCGCCCAGCCCACUACGCCUUCGCACUUCGCGCAGCAGAAGCAGCAACAGCCUGUGACCUCCCGAACGCCCAAGCCCACUUCAACAUCGCCUCCGUUCACCGUCAAUGCCAUCGAAGUGUCGGAACUCUCGCCAAUGCUUCAGGCAUCUCUGCACAAACCGAGCGUGAUGAAGUACGCUCGAGAUCAGUUGCAGAAGCGUGGUGGCAUGCUGAAAGGCAAGGCUGUGGCAAAGUACUUGGAUGAUGUGCGCGCUCACGCGAAGGGGAAGGGAUUGCCAGACACCGUAACUGACGAGUGCGUGAGGGAGGCUAAGGCCGCUGUCCCGGGGCCAGGGAAAAAGACUCAGAACAAGAAUAAGAAGGAUUCACAAGAAAUUGACGCCAGCGCAGAAGCUGAGGGAUCCAAAAUUACCACAUUCCUACCUGCUCAAAAAGAGAACCUCGAAAACCGACACUACUUCAACUUCCGGUACGUCGACUAA
Lasiodiplodia theobromae is the source of this 636-nucleotide messenger RNA. Its product is annotated as DNA glycosylase. The transcript is spliced from 2 exons. NCBI's taxonomy places the organism in Eukaryota, Fungi, Ascomycota, Dothideomycetes, Botryosphaeriales, Botryosphaeriaceae. Bases 1 to 636 code for a protein of 211 amino acids. The record is from RefSeq and is a predicted model, not a curated record.